CUGUUGCUAUGUGACGUCACUACCCGCCAGGCCUCCUAGUCGAUCCCAGAUCGCCUCCCCCUGCUCUGUGCGGUAGCGCUGGAUUAGUAAGCCUGGCGAGCGAGUAGUGCAGUGCUCGUCCCCGGCUGUCACAGUUCAUUCCCGGACAUGGGGCUAUCUCUGAGCUCGGAGGCUUCGGAUGGAGGCAGCGAGGGCUACCACGUCCAUGGGGUACAGGAGAAUUCGCCUGCACAAAAAGCAGGACUCGAGCCAUUCUUUGAUUUUAUUAUUGCGAUUGGAAAUUCCCGGCUGAACAAAGAGAACAGCAUGUUCAAAGAUCUCCUGAAGGCCAACAUGGAGAAGCCUGUGAAGCUAGAGGUGUACAACACAAAGACCAUGAAAGUGCGAGAGGUGGAGGUGACCCCCAGCAACAUGUGGGGAGGCCAGGGCCUUCUGGGGGCCAGUGUCAGAUUCUGCAGCUUCCAAGGGGCUAAUGAACAUGUGUGGCAUGUGCUGGAUGUGGAACCAAAUUCCCCAGCAGCACUGGCCGGUCUUCAAGCUCAUGUGGAUUAUAUUGUGGGAUCAGAUCAGAUUUUGCAAGAGUCAGAAGAUUUCUAUGCUCUGAUAGAGUCUCACGAAGGGAAACCACUGAAGCUGCUGGUCUAUAACACUGAGACAGAUUCCUGCCGAGAGGUGUAUGUCACCCCUAAUGGAGCAUGGGGUGGAGAAGGAAGUUUGGGAUGUGGCAUCGGAUAUGGAUACUUGCAUCGCAUUCCCUCGCAGACUGUCACCCCAACCAAAAAUCCAGAGAUAAAGCCCCCUUCACCUUUACCACCUCAAGAACCUGUUGUGCACCCAACCAAUGGAUAUAGUGAGGCUCCUCUUUUGGCCCCAGACACCCAUACAGACCAGGCAGUGGAAGCCCUGCCGACGGAGGAGACGCAGACCCUAAAUGCUCAUGUUCAUCCCGGAGAAGCUGCACUUGUUCUCCCCCCUCCUGUACAAAGAGUUGUAAAUCCAGGAUUUCCAGACAGUUCUAACAUUUUGGCACCAGAGGUUACAGAUCUUACAAAACUACUGGAUGUGACAUUGCCGCCUCUCCUGAAUGUGACACCGGAUCUUCCUGCAGGCACAGACAAGAUCCUGACCACUGAAGAGCUGAAUGCUUAUAUUGAACAAGUCCAGGUGUCAGAAGGACCAUCUCUUGACAUCCCCGCCGUGUCGCAUGUUGUCUUGGAUCACGCGCCAGCUGAACAGAACUCUUUAAUCUCCUUUGAGGAUCUGGUGAGCAACACGUCAGAGGUCGCUCCAGCAAGUGAGUCCCUGGCUGAGCUGGACAGUGCUGACGUUUCCACAGUAAAUGACAAGGAAACGGCUGAAGAUUCUUCCACAGAACCGACCGAAAACAAAGAAUAGAACAGAAAUAACGAUUUGGUCUUGAUGAUCAAUGAGAUGCAAAUUGCACGUAGGCUUACCAGAAAAUGGUUCAUGUUUUUAUUACAACUUUUUUUUUUUUCUAUUUUAAAGCAAAACGACAAGCUUUUUAUGCAAAUGAUAUCAGUUAACAUUUUAGGUAAAUAUCUGUCUCUUGGAACCCUGAAGUAUUUGUAGUUCUUAUAGACUUCAGUUCCUCACCUCUGCAUGUGUUUCAUGUCACAGAACACUAUGUUGCCAAAGAUUGCACAACUAGACUGUUCAUGUUAAGAGUAUUGCUUUACAACCUGUUAUUCUCCAAAACUAAAACUCCCUACGUGCUCUGACAACUUGCAGCUGACCGUGCAUGCUGGGAGUAGUAGUUGCAUAUCAAUGAUGUGGUUGGGGAGAGGAAUGACAUAGUAAUCCUACAGGCCACUAUUCCCCAACCCAUGGAUCAGGAGCCACGUUCCUGAGCUAUUAGCUGCUGCAAUUACUAUUUUUGCACUGGUGGUCUCUUGGCUGCCAUGGCAUUAAAGGGGUUAUCCAGCCCAAAAAAAUCCUCCAUACACAGGAUAGGAGAUAAGCAUUUGAUCUGGUGGAUCUGACUGCUGGGACCCCCCGCGAUCUCCAGAGCAAGGCCCUGCCUCUCCAAGCUACAUGGAGCAGCAGACAUGCACUGUCUAUGAGAGUGCUGAGGCAUACCCGAGUGAUGUACUACUGCUGUACUAUGGCUCUCUUACAGACAGUGCAUGGAGCGGCAGACAGCACUCACUCUAUGCACUGUCUAUGAGAGUGCUGAGGCAUACCUGAGUGAUGUACUACUGCUGUACUAUGGCUCUCUUACAGACAGUGCAUGGAGCGGCAGACAGCACUCACUCUAUGCACUGUCUAUGAGAGUGCUGAGGCAUACCCGAGUGAUGUACUACUGCUGUACUAUGGCUCUCUUACAGACAGUGCAUGGAGCGGCAGACAGCACUCACUCCAUGCACUGUCUAUGAGAGUGCUGAGGCAUACCCGAGUGAUGUACUACUGCUAUACUAUGGCUCUCCCAUAGACAAUGUAAGGAGCGGCAGACAGCACUCACUCCAUGCACUGUCUAUGAGAGUGCUGAGGGAUACCUGAGUGCUGUACUACUGCUGUACUAUGGCUCUCCUAGAGACAGUGCAUGGAGCGGCAGACAGCACACACUCCAUGCACUGUCUAUGAGAGUGCUGAGGGAUACCUGAGUGAUGUACUACUGCUGUACUAUGGCCCUCCCAUAGACAAUGUAAGGAGCGGCAGACAGCACACACUCCAUGCACUGUCUAUGAGAGUGCUGAGGCAUACCUGAGUGAUGUACUACUGCUGUACUAUGGCUCUCCUACAGACAGUGCAUAGAGCGGAAGACAGCACUCACUCCAUGCACUGUCUAUGAGAGUGCUGAGGCAUAAACGAGUGAGGUACUACUGCUGUACUAUGGCUCUCCCAUAGACAGUGCAUGGAGCGGCAGACAGCACUCACUACAUGCACUGUCUAUGAGAGUGCUGAGGGAUACCCAAGUGAUGUACUACUGCUGUACUAUGGCUCUCCUACAGACAGAGCAUUUGGAGAUCACAGGGGGUUCCAGCGCUCAAGCCAUGUUCACAUCUGCAUUGGGUUUUUUUCCCCGUUCAUCAGGAACAUCAUUGAAGCAGAAGAAAGAAAAUAAAAAAACAGAGCGGCGGAUCCGCUGCACACCAGACACUAAUGGUUGACACCAACUUGAGAGAUCCUGUUGACUUCAAUGGGGUCCAUCAGGUUUCCGGGAUGGUGGCGGUCAUAUGACUGGAUAAAUAAUACAGCAUUUUGUAUUUUUUUUUGUCCAGGACAUAUUCUGCUACGGUAACCUACAACGGAGCCUCCAUCUAAGAUGUGAACACAGCCUAACAGGAACUUAUCCCUAUCACUUGAGUACAAUCCAUAUCAGUUGGUUACAUCUUGGAUGGUGGCCUCCGCCAUAGGCAGUAGAGGUCCUCACAGUGAAGCUACUUUUGCAAACAAUAUGAGCUGUGCAGAAGAACUCCCUUAUUGCCAUGCAGGAUCCUAGGAGAGAGCGUGCAUGCUUUCUGCCUUUCUGAACCUGGAUGCAUGUUACAAUAUAGUUUAAGGUAACUACUGCCAAAUAUUAUUGCUAGUACAUAGCAGUGAGGUAGGUUUUUCCGUUACCAGACGGUCCAUGGUGUGGGUACACAGCAGAUUAUAUUUUCCUUUUAUACAAGAUCGUGGUUCCUACAGUAGACAGCUUGAGGAUUUCCUCUGGUUACAAACAUUGACAUGAUGUAAAUUAGUG
Messenger RNA from Hyla sarda, 3703 nucleotides. RefSeq names its product golgi reassembly stacking protein 1 (gene GORASP1). The coding region runs from base 148 to 1395 and encodes 415 amino acids. Gene Ontology annotation, molecular function: protein binding. Gene Ontology annotation, cellular component: Golgi apparatus. The transcript is spliced from 9 exons. Gene Ontology annotation, biological process: Golgi organization. Lineage: Eukaryota; Metazoa; Chordata; Amphibia; Anura; Hylidae. The record is from RefSeq and is a predicted model, not a curated record.